Sinocyclocheilus grahami is the source of this 4694-nucleotide messenger RNA. RefSeq names its product small G protein signaling modulator 2. Gene Ontology annotation, molecular function: GTPase activator activity. The transcript is spliced from 24 exons. Lineage: Eukaryota; Metazoa; Chordata; Actinopteri; Cypriniformes; Cyprinidae. Gene Ontology annotation, biological process: activation of GTPase activity. The coding region runs from base 616 to 3786 and encodes 1056 amino acids. The record is from RefSeq and is a predicted model, not a curated record.
AGAAACACUUAUUUAUGUUUACAUACCUUUUCAUUUUGUGGUUAAAUAAUUCAUUUAAAGGCAAAUUAUAAAUUGUACCACAACCCCUUAAACAGCUGUGAAAUAUGUAUUAGUUUAAAUAAUUACAAUUUGUGCUUGUUGUUUUUUCCAGUUGGAUGCACCUGUGCAAUUUAUAGGUAAUACCCAGCUGUUUCUUCCAUAGGAUGUGAGACAUCAUGCAUCAUCUUUUCAUCCAGUAGAUCAUAAGAACAUCAUAUCUUAUUAAACGCGCAAUGACUAUGCCUGAUUAGUUGAACCACCACAAUCGCCUCUAUCUGAGCUGUCAAAUGUGGAGGGGAGCUAAAAAUAAAUGGCCGUCACCGCCUGAACGGCGUACGGCGCGUGAAGAGAUUUAUCCCAUUGAUCUACAAUGCCAAGAGGGCGGGGCCAGCGGUGAUUGCGUCAUAAAGGAACACGAAGAUGGCUUCACGAUGCGAUACGGCAGUGCUUAGAUGCGUCAACGCUCAGCUGUCAGAACACACAUUUAUAUGAGAAGGAAGGAAGGGAGGCGAGCCGUUCAGAUUUAUGUCUCCAGCCAGUUUAUGCUGCACUUGGGUUGUUUAACAAUCUGGGACAAUGGGUUCGACUACAAAUGAAGAAUUUAAAGAGAAAUUACUAUGGAACGUCAAAAGAGAAGUGAAGCAGAUCAUGGAGGAGGCGGUGACCAAGAAGUUUGUACAUGAAGACAGCAGCCACAUUAUUGCACUUUGCAGCUCCAUUGAGGCUUGCUUAAGCCACCUGUUGAAGCGAAGAGCAGCGGGAUUCCUCCGCAGCGAUAAGAUUGCCGCCCUCUUCACCAAGAUCGGCAAGCUGAACACCACGGCGAGUGAGAUCUGCCGCAAGGUUCAAGAACAGCUACAGCAGCAGGCUGAAAUCACCAGGAGAACCCAGAGCACAGGACAGGAGACCCUCCGGAGGCAGGGGUCCUCUGCUGGCCGAGUGCCUCAGCCACUCUCUGCACAGGCCAUCAAGCAUAUAUGGGUCCGCACGGCCCUUUUUGAUAAAGUCCUGGACAAAAUUGUGCAGUAUAUUGUGGAUAAUGCAAGUAAGUAUUAUGAAAAGGAGGCCCUCAUGCACGACUCAGUGUUUGGCCCUAUACUGGCGGCACUGCUGGUUGGGCCUUGCGCUCUGGAGUACACUAAGCUCAAGACAUCGGAUCAUUUCUGGACAGACCCGUCAGCCAAUGAGCUGGUCCAGCGGCAUCGCAUUCACGGGGCCCACAGGGGUCAAGAAGUGUCGCCGGCCCGCAGGCCUGCACUUGGGAUCCGAAAGCGUCAGUCCUCAGGAAGCAUGUCUGAGGACAAGUUUGCAGCCUCGGCCAGAGAGUACGUUGAAUCCCUGCACCAAAACUCACGUGUUCACUUGCUCUACGGAAAAAACAAUGUACUCGUUCAACCGAAGAAGGACAUGGAGGUGCUGCGUGGUUACCUGUCCCUUCAUCAGACGGCUGAAACACUCACGCUGAAGUGGACGCCCAAUCAGCUAAUCAAUGGAACUCUGGGAGACUGUGACCUGGAGAAGAGUAUUUAUUGGGACUACGCUUUGACUGUGCCUUUAAGACAGAUCGUCUGCAUUCAUUGUCACCAGCGCCCGGACUGUGGGGGUACUCUGGUGUUAGUAAGUCAGGAUGGGAUCCAGCGGCCUCCUCUGCACUUCCCUCCUGGGGGUCACCUGCUGGCUUUCCUGUCCUGUUUGGAGACGGGUCUACUGCCCCGGGGUCAGCUUGAGCCCCCCCUCUGGUCCCAGAAGGGCAAGGGUAAAGUCUUCCCUAAGCUUCGUAAGAGGAACAGCACGGCCCGUUUAGUAGAUCAGGAUGGAGAUGGAGAGGAGCAGAUCGCUGCAGACUAUGUGUUUCGCAUCGUCUAUCCGGGGCACCGUCACGACUCAACAGUCACUAUAAACUACCACCACACCACGGGCAGCCGUGCGCCCUCUCUGGACGACGAUGAGGAGGAGGAAGAUAGACUUCACGCUAUGAUCUCUAUGAUCUGCUCACGGAACCUCACAGAUCCUAAUGUCAUGAAAGACCACGGGGACAUGAUGGAGAUGCAGGGUUUUGGCGGCAGCCCGUUGUCAUGGCAGCAGGGCGAGUGCACCAGUCAUAUGUCAUCUUGUCUGUCCUGCUCCACUGGGGGCAGCAACGCUUCCGUCAAGCUUCCAGCGAGCUGUACCUGCAUGCAUGACCGUAUUCCACUGAAGAUGCUGUGCCAAAAUAUGAAGAGACAGAUUGUGUCUCGAGCGUUUUAUGGCUGGCUGGCCUACUGUCGGCACCUGUCCACUGUGAGGACGCACCUUUCAGCACUGGUCAACCACAACAUUGUCCCUCCGGACAAGCCCUGUGAAGCCUCUGGAGGGCUCAGCAAAGAUGUGUGGAGUAAAUAUCAGAAAGACUGUAAGAAUUAUAAUGAGCUGGAGCUGCUGAGGUUGGUUUACUAUGGAGGGGUGGAGCAUGAGAUCAGAAAGGAAGUGUGGCCGUUUCUUCUGGGCCACUACAAGUUUGGGAUGGACAAGAAAGACAUGGCUCAGAUUGAUGAGAAGAUCACAGCAAGGUAUCAGCAGGUGAUGCGGGAGUGGAAGGCAUGUGAGGUCAUAGUGAAGCAGCGGGAGAAAGAGAUGCAGUCGGCCAUCUUUUCCAAGUUAUCGUCAGGGAGCAGUAUAGACAGCCACGUCCUCAGACUCCUCCACAGGGACUCCACUAUUAGCAACGAGGUAUUCAUGUCCGUGGAUGAGCCUGACGCGGGGGGUCACGACACCUCGUGUGAGGGAGAAAGUACUCCCACCUUAACCACUGUGGUUACCCCGGCCAUGCUAGCCCCAGACGAGAGGCCGCUGGUGGAGUUUGACUCUCCAGAUUCAGGCCUGCCCUCCUCCAGGAACUACUCUGUAGCAUCUGGACAUUCCCAAAUCAUGUCCAGCAUCGAUGACGGACAGAGCAUGGAGGAGGAUACAACACCCACUGCGGUAUUGGAGGAGCAGGGUGGACGGGACUCUCUGAGUGAGGACAAACUCUGCAGUCAGCUGGACAAACUCACAACCACCGCAGAGGGCACUGCACCAUCCUUCUCUUCUUAUACAAUUGAGCUGUUGGACACGGUGGCGCUGAACUUGCACAGAAUAGACAAAGACGUUCAGCGCUGCGAUCGCAACUACUAUUACUUCACUACCAGCAACCUGGAGAAACUGCGCAACAUCAUGUGCAGUUACGUGUGGGAACAUCUGGAGAUUGGCUAUGUGCAAGGCAUGUGUGACCUUCUAGCACCACUGAUGGUCAUUCUGGAUGAUGAGUGCUUGGCCUACAGCUGUUUCACUCAGCUAAUGAAAAGAAUGAGUCAGAAUUUCCCGACUGGAGGAGCCAUGGACACUCAUUUUGCCAAUAUGAGGUCACUAAUACAGAUCUUUGACUCAGAGUUGUUUGAGCUCAUGCAUCAGAAUGGAGAUUACACCCAUUUCUACUUUUGCUACCGCUGGUUCCUCCUGGACUUCAAAAGAGAGCUACUCUAUGAGGAUGUGUUUGCAGUAUGGGAGGUCAUCUGGGUCGCCCCUCGCAUCUCCUCCAAGCACUUUGUCCUGUUCAUUGCACUGGCCUUGGUGGAGGUGUACAGGGACAUUAUCCUGGACAACAACAUGGACUUCACUGACAUCAUCAAGUUCUUUAAUGAGAUGGCCGAGCGCCACGACGUGCAGCACAUCCUCCGAAUAGCGCGGGAGCUGGUACACAAAGUGCAGACCCUUAUCGAGAACAAGUGAGAAUAAGAGUAGGCUGCCGCCCACCGAGUCCAGCCUGGCCGAAUCUCCUUCUCUUGAUCCCAACAGCCCAAGGCUUGAGACUGGCCCGGGAUCUGCCUCGACGUCUUGACUCUUAAUAUCGUUUGCCUGCCACAGAAUGCCGUUGUGUCAGACCCUGGCGUUGUCUGCAUGCUCGUGGUGUUUGAGCACACUGUGACUGAGGUUUUUUUCCUUUCUUGCUGUACACGCCUCCAGCACACACACCGCACCGAUCAGGUCCUUUUAGAUCUGCUUUUAUAAGAAAUGGGAAGCCUCAUACAGGGGUGACAACCGUUUCCUUUCCCUAAUGGCCGCUAAAUGUACAGUAACUAUUCCACUCUUAGCAGUGACGAUGGUGUUUCUGAAAGAAAGAAAAAACGGCGUCGAGCAGUUUAGCUGAGCAGUUUUGAAUCCUCAAACGAGGUUGCGUUACGUCGUCAGCUCCCUUAAAUAAUAUCUAAGCCACGAAGAAGUCGUCCAAACAGUGUGUGACCAAAAGGACUGUGCCAAUAAUCUUGUACUAGUAUUUAAAUGCCUUGUUUUAUUGUUUAGCGUCUCUAUUGCCCCUUUUCUUCUGUACGAUUCCCUCGAUGUUUCGGAUGAUGGUGAUGAUGAUGGUCUUGGAAUAAAAGUAGUUGGCGUUGCCUUUGUAACACGUUUCACGACCUGCGUCCAUACUUCUGCACUUUGAAUCUGUCGCUCCAUGACACCCGUGAUGCUUCUGAGUGAUAGGUGUUAUCAGGGGUCACUAUACUUCCCUUAGUGUCCUAAAGUCUGGAAAGGGUCCAGGCUCUUCCACGGGUCAGAAAACUGCUUCCACGUGAUGAGACGAGUGUGACUAAACUAAUUAGUCUUUAGCGUGUCACAUUUUAGAUGCUGGUUGGCUUUGU